Molecule: messenger RNA, 1080 nt
Organism: Aspergillus versicolor CBS 583.65
Lineage: Eukaryota; Fungi; Ascomycota; Eurotiomycetes; Eurotiales; Aspergillaceae
Gene: argB
Product: ornithine carbamoyltransferase
Exons: 1
Coding region: 1-1080 (359 amino acids)
Biological process (GO): L-citrulline biosynthetic process
Cellular component (GO): mitochondrion
Molecular function (GO): ornithine carbamoyltransferase activity; amino acid binding
Source: RefSeq, a predicted model, not a curated record
AUGGCCUCGCUCCGGUCUGCAUUGAAGAACCAGAGCUUGCGACAGGCCGUACGACAAUACUCAUCGCAAACGACUCCUCCAACUUCCCCGUUCGCUCCCCGCCAUUUCCUCUCCAUCGCCGACCUCUCUCCCACUGAGUUUGCUGCCCUUGUUCGCAAUGCCUCUUCACACAAACGAUCCAUCAAAUCUGGGUCAAUUCCCCAGAAUUUGCUCGGCUCCUUGACAGGAAAGACGGUGGCUAUGAUAUUCAGCAAACGAAGCACCCGGACUAGGGUAUCAACAGAAGGUGCUGUGGUGCAGAUGGGAGGCCAUCCGAUGUUUUUGGGUAAGGAUGAUAUCCAAUUGGGAGUGAACGAGUCUCUGUACGAUACUUCCGUCGUUAUCUCGUCCAUGGUGUCUGGAAUUGUCGCCCGUGUUGGUCAGCAUGCAGAGGUUGCGGAUCUAGCAAAGCAUUCAUCCGUGCCAAUCAUUAAUGCAUUGUGUGACUCUUUCCACCCUCUCCAGGCUGUUGCCGACUUCCAGACCAUCUACGAAACCUUUACUCCUAAAGCACAUCACCUUUCAAGUCUAGGACUAGAAGGUCUGAAAAUUGCCUGGGUGGGCGAUGCCAACAACGUCUUGUUCGAUAUGGCCAUUGCCGCUACUAAAAUGGGGGUUGACAUUGCCGUUGCGACCCCUAAGGGUUAUGAAAUCCCGUCAGAUAUGCUGGAACUCAUCACGGAGGCUGGAAAGGGCGUUUCAAACCCAGGCAAGCUUCUGCAGACUAAUGUUCCCGAAGAGGCUGUCAAGAAUGCGAAUAUUCUUGUAACAGACACGUGGGUUUCGAUGGGUCAAGAAGAGGAGAAGGUCAAGCGUUUGAGAGAAUUUGCCGGUUUCCAGAUCACGGCUGAUCUUGCCAAGCGAGGAGGUGCAAAGGAGGGUUGGAAGUUUAUGCACUGUCUUCCACGACACCCAGAAGAGGUUAGUGACGAAGUCUUCUACAGCCACCGGUCGCUCGUCUUCCCGGAAGCUGAGAACCGGCUCUGGGCUGCGAUUUCUGCUUUGGAGGGGUUUAUUGUCAAUAAGGGAAAGAUUGCAUGA